AUGGAAAACUCAGAUAAUACUCCGAUAAGUUCAAGUUCAUCUCCACGGCCGUCGCCUAAUCUUGCUGCGGAAGAGCCAGAGCCCAAGAAGGUGAAGAUGUCUACCACUACUUCUGAUGAUGAGCAGUGCACAACUGCUGAAGGCACUAAGAUAAGAUACAAGCGUCGUAAGGUAGCUAUUUUCUUUGCUUACUGUGGCGUUGGUUAUCAGGGUAUGCAGAAAAACCCUGGUGCCAAGACUAUUGAAGGUGAACUAGAAGAAGCCUUGUAUGUGUCUGGAGCAGUGCCUGAACAGGAUCGCGGGCUUUCUAAACGCUAUGACUGGGCUCGGUCUGCUAGAACUGAUAAAGGAGUUAGUGCGGUUGGACAGGUUGUCUCGGGUCGAUUCUAUAUUGAUCCGCCUGGCUUUGUUGAACGACUUAAUUCGAACCUUCCGUCGCAGAUACGGAUCUUUGGUUUUAAGCGGGUGACAGCUUCUUUUAGUUCCAAGAAGUUCUGUGACCGGAGGAGGUAUGUUUACCUCAUCCCUGUGUUUGCUCUUGAUCCGUGUUGUCAUCGUGAUAGAGAGACUGUUUUGGCUAGUUUAGGGUCUGAAAAUGAGCUUGUUAAGUGUUUGGAGUGUUCUGAGAGAGGUCGAAAGGUGGAAGGUUUGGUUGGUAAUAGUAAGCGCAAUCUUGAGAUAGAAGCUGUGAAUGUUGAUACCAAUGGUUUGUCAGACAGAAAUGUUGUGGUUAACUCUGGAGUUACAGAGAAUGUGGAGGUUUCUUUGCGCAAAGAGGGUGAAAAUGGUUUAAAUAAAGAAUCCAUUAACAAUGACGAAGGUAAGGUUUUAGUUGAAGAAGUAAACUCUAAAACUGGUCUUGAGACAGUGGUUUCUGCUGAGAAUAAUUCAGGUGCUCUCGAGGAAGAAAAAGUGAACGGCGACGAUACACCUGUUAAAAAAAGUGUGUUUACUUAUGGUGAGAAGGAGAGGGAGAGAUUUAACAAGAUUUUGAAGUAUUACGUUGGGACUCAUAAUUUCCAUAACUUCACGACAAGAAUAAAACCCGAAGAUCCUUCUGCUCACCGUUUCAUUAUUUCCUUUGACGCAAGUACCACUGUUGUAGUCGACGGCAUGGAAUUUGUGAAGUGUGAGAUUGUAGGACAGAGCUUCAUGCUUCAUCAGAUACGGAAAAUGAUGGGGCUUGCCGUGGCAAUCAUGAGAAAUUGUGCACCCGAGUCACUUAUUGAUAAAGCUUUGCAAAAGGAAGUUAGCAUCACCGUGCCUACUGCGCCGGAGGUUGGAUUAUAUUUGGACGAGUGCUUCUUUACUUCAUACAACCAGAAGUGGAAAGAUACACAUGAAGAGGUGUCGAUGAAAGCAUAUGAGAAAGAAGCUGAGGAGUUCAAAAUGAAGUACAUAUAUUCUCAUAUUGCUUCCACUGAACAUAAGGAAGGAACUGUUGGCCUAUGGUUGCAUUCUUUGAACCAUAGAAACUAUGCAGAUCUGCGCAUCCUCGAUGAGGAAGGUGUCAUGAAUGACAAGAAAUCUGAAGUUGAAGUUGUGACUGAGUGA
Molecule: messenger RNA, 1554 nt
Organism: Lathyrus sativus (Indian pea)
Lineage: Eukaryota; Viridiplantae; Streptophyta; Magnoliopsida; Fabales; Fabaceae
Source: the annotation of a GenBank genome assembly